GAGCGGCUGAGCUCAUGCUUGCACAGUCAAAGGCUAGCUGAGUUCAGAUCGAAAAACACUGGUGUCAUUGAUCAGACUUAGAGCCUGGCACUGUGCAGCUGGGGAGAGACUGAUUUUUGUGGCUACCAGCUGUCUGCAACCAAAGUCAAAGAACAUCUUGGUAGGCCAGGUAAUCUGCUGCACAAGAAGAAUGUCCGAGCUGAUGCGAUGGGCAGUGCUGCAGAUCAGGGAUUUUUUAAGGGCAUGCUUGAGACGGUGCAGAAUGAUCUCAAGGUAGGGAAUAGCAUUGGGAAGAUUGGCCUGCAUGCGGCGGACCUGCCCGAAUCAUGGGUCUGGUCAAUUCGCAGCUGCGACGUGUGGUCAUUGUAUUCAUUGCAUGCCGUGCUUGGACGCCUAGGAAACCAAGCUUGGUCACGAGGUGUCUUUGUGCAAUAGAGGAUAACUUUCUGUACUUGAUAACUGCAUCACUGUGAAAGGAGAACUUUAUUGAUUCCCAAGGUUGAGACCACAUUUCUGAUCUGGCAAUGGAUGUCAAAUGAAGAGCGCUCUGUAAUCAGCGCGAGCC
Molecule: messenger RNA, 565 nt
Organism: Coccomyxa subellipsoidea C-169
Lineage: Eukaryota; Viridiplantae; Chlorophyta; Trebouxiophyceae; Coccomyxaceae
Exons: 1
Coding region: 208-435 (75 amino acids)
Source: RefSeq, a predicted model, not a curated record